GACCCGACUCUGCUCCCUCCAUACUAAACACACAGACCAGACAAGCUCCUACGAAAAGCCAACGCUCCACGCCCAUUUUCGUCAGGGAAUAUGUACCCAUCGGCUUUAGAUAAAUAAGGAAACAGCAGGCUGAACCAGAACUAAGAGAAAAUUGGGCAGAGAGAAGGCAAUGGCGAGUCCACCUAGGGGCUGGGGCUGCGGAGAGCUGCUGCUGCCCUUCAUGCUCCUGGGGACGCUGUGCGAGCCAGGAUCCGGGCAGAUCCGCUACUCGAUGCCGGAGGAGCUGGACAAAGGCUCCUUCGUCGGCAACAUAGCCAAGGACCUUGGGCUGGAGCCCCAGGAGCUGGCGGAGCGCGGAGUCCGCAUCGUCUCCAGAGGUAGGACGCAGCUUUUUGCCCUGAACCCGCGAAGCGGCAGCUUGGUCACCGCGGGCAGGAUAGACCGGGAGGAGCUCUGCGCUCAGAGCCCACUGUGUGUGGUGAACUUUAACAUCUUGGUUGAGAACAAAAUGAAAAUUUAUGGAGUAGAAGUAGAAAUAAUCGAUAUUAAUGAUAACUUCCCGCGUUUCCGGGAUGAAGAGUUAAAAGUAAAAGUUAAUGAAAAUGCGGCUGCAGGGACACGGUUAGUGCUUCCCUUCGCGCGGGAUGCGGAUGUGGGUGUGAACUCUCUCCGGAGUUACCAGCUCAGCUCCAAUCUGCACUUCUCUCUGGAUGUGGUAAGCGGAACUGAUGGACAAAAGUAUCCGGAGCUGGUGUUGGAACAGCCCCUAGACCGCGAGAAAGAGACUGUUCACGACCUCCUCCUCACAGCUUUAGAUGGCGGAGACCCGGUACUCUCCGGCACCACGCACAUCCGUGUUACGGUCCUCGACGCAAACGACAAUGCGCCCCUGUUCACCCCAUCCGAGUACAGCGUGAGUGUUCCAGAGAACAUACCUGUGGGCACUCGGCUGCUCAUGCUAACCGCCACGGAUCCAGAUGAGGGAAUAAACGGGAAAUUGACCUACUCUUUUCGCAAUGAAGAAGAAAAAAUUUCGGAGACUUUCCAACUUGAUUCCAACCUGGGGGAAAUCUCAACUCUACAAUCACUGGACUAUGAAGAAUCCAGAUUCUACCUCAUGGAAGUGGUAGCUCAGGAUGGAGGCGCUCUUGUUGCCAGCGCUAAGGUGGUGGUCACAGUACAGGACGUGAAUGACAAUGCCCCCGAAGUGAUCCUCACCUCUCUGACCAGUUCGAUCUCUGAAGACUGUCUUCCCGGAACUGUAAUCGCGCUGUUUAGCGUACAUGAUGGUGAUUCUGGAGAAAAUGGUGAGAUUGCAUGCUCUAUUCCUAGGAAUUUGCCUUUUAAAUUGGAGAAGUCAGUUGAUAAUUACUAUCACCUAUUAACAACUAGGGACCUGGACAGAGAAGAGACUUCAGAUUAUAAUAUCACUUUAACCGUCAUGGACCAUGGAACCCCGCCCCUCUCUACAGAAAGCCACAUCCCCUUGAAAGUAGCAGACGUUAAUGACAACCCACCCAAUUUCCCUCAAGCCUCCUACUCCACCUCUGUCACAGAAAACAAUCCCAGAGGUGUCUCUAUCUUCUCUGUGACAGCCCAUGACCCCGACAGCGGCGACAACGCUCGAGUCACCUACUCCCUGGCUGAAGACACAUUUCAGGGGGCGCCCUUGUCCUCCUAUGUAUCCAUUAACUCUGACACCGGUGUCCUGUAUGCUCUGAGAUCCUUCGACUAUGAGCAGUUGAGAGACCUACAGUUGUGGGUGACAGCCAGCGACAGUGGGAACCCUCCACUUAGCAGCAACGUGUCGCUGAGCCUGUUUGUGCUGGACCAGAACGACAAUACGCCUGAGAUCCUGUACCCCGCCCUCCCCACAGACGGUUCCACGGGCGUGGAGCUGGCGCCUCGCUCCGCAGAACCUGGCUACCUGGUGACCAAGGUGGUAGCGGUGGACAAAGAUUCAGGCCAGAACGCCUGGCUGUCCUACCGCCUGCUUAAGGCCAGCGAGCCAGGACUCUUUGCGGUUGGGCUGCACACGGGCGAGGUGCGCACAGCGCGAGCCCUGCUGGACAGAGACGCGCUCAAGCAGAGCCUCGUGGUGGCCGUCGAAGACCAUGGCCAGCCCCCUCUGUCAGCCACCUUCACGGUCACCGUUGCCGUGGCCGACAGGAUCCCUGACAUCCUGGCUGACCUAGGCAGUAUCAAGACCCCCAUUGACCCUGAGGAUCUGGACCUCACACUCUAUCUUGUGGUGGCAGUGGCUGCAGUCUCCUGCGUCUUCCUGGCCUUCGUCAUCGUGCUGCUGGUGCUCAGACUGAGGCGCUGGCACAAGUCACGCCUGCUUCAGGCUGAAGGCAGCAGGUUGGCGGGUGUGCCCGCCUCGCACUUUGUGGGCGUGGAUGGGGUUCGGGCUUUCCUGCAGACCUAUUCCCACGAGGUCUCCCUCACCGCGGACUCGAGGAAGAGUCACCUGAUCUUUCCCCAGCCCAACUACGCAGACACGCUCCUUAGUGAAGAGAGCUGUGAGAAAAGCGAGCCUCUUCUGAUGUCUGAUAAGGUAGAUGCAAACAAAGAAGAACGGCGAGUUCAGCAAGCCCCGCCCAACACGGACUGGCGUUUCUCUCAGGCCCAGAGACCCGGCACCAGCGGCUCCCAAAAUGGCGAUGACACCGGCACCUGGCCCAACAACCAGUUUGACACAGAGAUGCUGCAAGCCAUGAUCUUGGCGUCCGCCAGUGAAGCUGCUGAUGGGAGCUCCACCCUGGGAGGGGGUGCCGGCACCAUGGGAUUGAGCGCCCGCUACGGACCCCAGUUCACCCUGCAGCACGUGCCCGACUACCGCCAGAAUGUCUACAUCCCAGGCAGCAAUGCCACACUGACCAACGCAGCUGGCAAGCGGGAUGGCAAGGCCCCAGCAGGUGGCAAUGGCAACAAGAAGAAGUCGGGCAAGAAGGAGAAGAAGUAACAUGGAGGCCAGGCCAAGAGCCACAGGGCGGCCUCUCCCCAACCAGCCCAGCUUCUCCUUACCUGCACCCAGGCCUCAGAGUUUCAGGGCUAACCCCCAGAAUACUGGUAGGGGCCAAGGCCAUGCUCCCCUUGGGAAACAGAAACAAGUGCCCAGUCAGCACCUACCCCUUCCCCCCCAGGGGGUUGAAUAUGCAAAAGCAGUUCCGCUGGGAACCCCCAUCCAAUCAACUGCUGUACCCAUGGGGGUAGUGGGGUUACUGUAGACACCAAGAACCAUUUGCCACACCCCGUUUAGUUACAGCUGAACUCCUCCAUCUUCCAAAUCAAUCAGGCCCAUCCAUCCCAUGCCUCCCUCCUCCCCACCCCACUCCAACAGUUCCUCUUUCCCGAGUAAGGUGGUUGGGGUGUUGAAGUACCAAGUAACCUACAAGCCUCCUAGUUCUGAAAAGUUGGAAGGGCAUCAUGACCUCUUGGCCUCUCCUUUGAUUCUCAAUCUUCCCCCAAAGCAUGGUUUGGUGCCAGCCCCUUCACCUCCUUCCAGAGCCCAAGAUCAAUGCUCAAGUUUUGGAGGACAUGAUCACCAUCCCCAUGGUACUGAUGCUUGCUGGAUUUAGGGAGGGCAUUUUGCUACCAAGCCUCUUCCCAACGCCCUGGGGACCAGUCUUCUGUUUUGUUUUUCAUUGUUUGACGUUUCCACUGCAUGCCUUGACUUCCCCCACCUCCUCCUCAAACAAGAGACUCCACUGCAUGUUCCAAGACAGUAUGGGGUGGUAAGAUAAGGAAGGGAAGUGUGUGGAUGUGGAUGGUGGGGGCAUGGACAAAGCUUGACACAUCAAGUUAUCAAGGCCUUGGAGGAGGCUCUGUAUGUCCUCAGGGGACUGACAACAUCCUCCAGAUUCCAGCCAUAAACCAAUAACUAGGCUGGACCCUUCCCACUACAUAAUAGGGCUCAGCCCAGGCAGCCAGCUUUGGGCUGAGCUAACAGGACCAAUGGAUUAAACUGGCAUUUCAGUCCAAGGAAGCUCGAAGCAGGUUUAGGACCAGGUCCCCUUGAGAGGUCAGAGGGGCCUCUGUGGGUGCUGGGUACUCCAGAGGUGCCACUGGUGGAAGGGUCAGCGGAGCCCCAGCAGGAAGGGUGGGCCAGCCAGGCCAUUCUUAGUCCCUGGGUUGGGGAGGCAGGGAGCUAGGGCAGGGACCAAAUGAACAGAAAGUCUCAGCCCAGGAUGGGGCUUCUUCAACAGGGCCCCUGCCCUCCUGAAGCCUCAGUCCUUCACCUUGCCAGGUGCCGUUUCUCUUCCGUGAAGGCCACUGCCCAGGUCCCCAGUGCGCCCCCUAGUGGCCAUAGCCUGGUUAAAGUUCCCCAGUGCCUCCUUGUGCAUAGACCUUCUUCUCCCACCCCCUUCUGCCCCUGGGUCCCCGGCCAUCCAGCGGGGCUGCCAGAGAACCCCAGACCUGCCCUUACAGUAGUGUAGCGCCCCCUCCCUCUUUCGGCUGGUGUAGAAUAGCCAGUAGUGUAGUGCGGUGUGCUUUUACGUGAUGGCGGGUGGGCAGCGGGCGGCGGGCUCCGCGCAGCCGUCUGUCCUUGAUCUGCCCGCGGCGGCCCGUGUUGUGUUUUGUGCUGUGUCCACGCGCUAAGGCGACCCCCUCCCCCGUACUGACUUCUCCUAUAAGCGCUUCUCUUCGCAUAGUCACGUAGCUCCCACCCCACCCUCUUCCUGUGUCUCACGCAAGUUUUAUACUCUAAUAUUUAUAUGGCUUUUUUUCUUCGACAAAAAAAUAAUAAAACGUUUCUUCUGAAAA
Homo sapiens (human) is the source of this 4767-nucleotide messenger RNA. RefSeq names its product protocadherin gamma subfamily A, 5 (gene PCDHGA5). The coding region runs from base 170 to 2965 and encodes 931 amino acids. Lineage: Eukaryota; Metazoa; Chordata; Mammalia; Primates; Hominidae. Gene Ontology annotation, biological process: cell adhesion; homophilic cell-cell adhesion. The record is from RefSeq and is marked reviewed. Gene Ontology annotation, cellular component: membrane; plasma membrane. The transcript is spliced from 4 exons. Gene Ontology annotation, molecular function: calcium ion binding.